Molecule: messenger RNA, 1272 nt
Organism: Setaria italica (foxtail millet)
Lineage: Eukaryota; Viridiplantae; Streptophyta; Magnoliopsida; Poales; Poaceae
Product: LOB domain-containing protein 18-like
Exons: 2
Coding region: 1-789 (262 amino acids)
Biological process (GO): positive regulation of DNA-templated transcription; hormone-mediated signaling pathway
Cellular component (GO): nucleus
Source: RefSeq, a predicted model, not a curated record
AUGAGCUCGUCGGUGGCUGGGGCGAGCGCAGGCGGCGGCGCUGGGGGACUGGGCGGCGGUGGCGGCGCAGGGGCAGGAGCGGGAAUCGGCGGCGGCGGUCCAUGUGGGGCGUGCAAGUUCCUGCGGCGCAAGUGCGUGAGCGGCUGCAUCUUCGCUCCCUACUUCGACUCGGAGCAGGGCGCGGCGCACUUCGCGGCGGUGCACAAGGUGUUCGGCGCUAGCAACGUGUCCAAGCUGCUGCUCCAGAUCCCGCCGCACAAGCGCCUGGACGCCGUCGUCACCGUCUGCUACGAGGCCCAGGCGCGCCUCCGCGACCCCAUCUACGGUUGCGUCUCCCACAUCUUCGCCCUCCAGCAACAGGUGGUGAACCUCCAGGCCGAACUCACCUACCUGCAAGGCCACCUGACCACGAUGGAGCUCCCAACACCACCACCAUUCGCCCCGCAGCCGCAGCCCCCGAUGCCGACGAACGCCGCCUUCUCCGUCUCCAACCUGCCGUUGUCAUCCAGCGUCCCAGCCACGGUCGACCUGUCAACCCUCUUGGACCCGCACAAUCAGUCCCAGCAGUGGGCCUUCCAGUUCCAGCAGCAACAGGUCCUGCAGCAACAGCAGCAGCUGCUUCAGCAGCAGCAGUAUAUGCAGAUGGGAGAGGGCUCUAGCAGGGUUGCUGGCGGCAGCAGCACCGCGGAUGGUGGUGACCUGCAAGCGCUGGCGAGGGAGCUCCUGGACAGGCAUGGCAUGGUGGCAGCGGGCUCGCCGCCCGAGCCACCGACGCCGGCCAUACAGUGAUGGAACACCAACCUUGCUAGGUGGACUGAUUGAUCAGGAAAGAAUUAUCCAUUCAUGCAUUACUUGCUGGAGUCAAGAGGAGAUCGAGUUGGAGAGUGAGGAAUUAAACCUGCUGAAUUUAAUUCCUGUGUGGUAAGGCGAGGUGAUCAAGGAGGAGAACGAAGACGAUGAUGAUGUGGGGGAGAUGGUAGGUAACAGGCAUCGCCCGGUUUUCGCGUACCAGCUUUGUUCUUGGCAGGGGGUGCAAGGGUGCCCACUUGCCCCUUUCUAUAUUGCCUGGGAGUCUGCUCCAAAGGAGGAAUGAAGCCUGGGGGAGAGUUCUUAGCUGUAGCCUAGCUAAUGUUAGCAUCUGUCACUGUUCCAUUGCAACAGUCCCAAUUAGAAUUAAACCUGAUCGAUCUAAUUGCUGUCAUACCUAGCUAGCUCUAGAUUCUUCUAUCUGCUCGUAGAUUGUUUCAUUUCUUAUCCCAAAUUAAAGACAUA